UGUAUUUACACAAGUUCAAUGAUAGCUUGGUUACCAAUACAGUAGGCGUAAGCAAAGGAAGAAAAGAGAUGGGUACGGGAAGUCGAGCGCGGGGACUGGUAGUGAAGACCCUGCUACUGAUUGGAGGCGCGGUUUUGCUCAAGCGGCUCACCAAGUCCACCACUCGCUGGGACCAUGCUCGCAUAGUUGGUAACUCCCUCACUGGCCAAAAGUUUUCCAUGGAGCAAGCAUCCAGAGCUCCUGACAAUUACUUCAAUUUCAGAAUGCUUACGUGCCCAGCAGCAGAGAUAGUUGAUGGGUCAAAGGCUUUAUAUUGUGAACAAGCAUUCUGGAGGACUCCCCACAAGCCCUUUCGGCAGAGAUUCAACAUGGUCAAGCCUUGUCCUAAAGAGUUGAAAUGUGAUGUUGAGGUAAGUUCAUAUGCUAUUAGGGAUGUGGAGGAAUACAAGAACUUCUGUGACCGCCCAAAGGACCAGCGCCCGCUGCCUGAAGAAGUUCUUGGGGACAUUGGGGAGCAUUUAACAACAAUACAUCUGAAACGCUGUGAGCGUGGAAAACGCUGCUUAUAUGAAGGUUCAACUCCACCUGGCGGGUUUCCUAAUUCAUGGAACGGGGCAACGUACUGUACUUCGGAGCUUGCAAUCUUGAAGAAUAACGAGAUACAUACAUGGGACAGGGGCUAUGAUGAAGAUGGAAAUCAAGUUUGGGGAGCGAAGGAAGGUCCUUACGAGUUCAAGCCUGUACCUGCCUCUAGUUUCAAUGACACGUUUUCUCCUUUAGAUUGCCCUCCUUGGCAAUCGAUGGAGAAACGAAUACAGGGUUCAUUUAUUUUGCAAGACUGAUCACUUGUCACAUAUAGCAAUUAUAUGUAAAUCUCUCCGCAUUCUUAAACUCCUAUCAAAUAAUGACUCAGAAUUUUGUUUCGUGGAA
Molecule: messenger RNA, 930 nt
Organism: Corylus avellana
Lineage: Eukaryota; Viridiplantae; Streptophyta; Magnoliopsida; Fagales; Betulaceae
Gene: CRL
Product: crumpled leaf
Biological process (GO): protein-phycocyanobilin linkage
Molecular function (GO): lyase activity
Source: RefSeq, a predicted model, not a curated record